Molecule: messenger RNA, 266 nt
Organism: Dentiscutata erythropus
Lineage: Eukaryota; Fungi; Glomeromycota; Glomeromycetes; Diversisporales; Gigasporaceae
Source: the annotation of a GenBank genome assembly
AAUCAGAUUAUAAAAAUGCUUUUGUAACAUAUGAUAAAAUUAAAGAUGAUGGUAAUGACAAUUUCAAACGUCAAGUCAAAUUUAAAAUGGGACUACACUUGCUUGCUGGUGCUGGUUGUGAAGAAAAUAUUGCAAAGGGUGUUAAGCUCAUUAUUGAAGCCGAACGUCUUGGUUUUUAUCCCGCAAAAAAAUGGAACCAAGAUCAUGGAAAAAAAAAUGAUUAUGGUGCAAGCGAGGCAAAAAAACUAUUACCAGUGCGAAUUUAA